Molecule: messenger RNA, 797 nt
Organism: Zingiber officinale
Lineage: Eukaryota; Viridiplantae; Streptophyta; Magnoliopsida; Zingiberales; Zingiberaceae
Product: guanosine deaminase-like
Exons: 5
Coding region: 117-677 (186 amino acids)
Biological process (GO): purine nucleoside catabolic process
Molecular function (GO): guanosine deaminase activity; zinc ion binding
Source: RefSeq, a predicted model, not a curated record
UUUGCCUUCCUAUCCUUGCCAACCUGUUCCUCUAUAUAUACUGCCAUAGGGCAUUCGCUAUUAGCCCAACUUGGUUUAAGGAUUUGAAGAAGAGCUCGUUUGCCUACUCUAAUUUCAUGGAAGAAGCGCAAGUGGUGGAGUCAAAGGACGGGACCAUCUCUGUGGCUUCUGCAUUUUCAGGUCAUCAUGAAGUUGUCCAAGAUAGAGAUCAUAAAUUUUUAUCAAAAGCUGUUGAAGAGGCAUAUCAUGGAGUUGAAUGUGGUGAUGGAGGGCCUUUUGGUGCAGUUGUUGUUUGUAAUGAUGAGGUAGUAGUAGGUUGUCAUAACAUGGUGCUGAAGCACACAGACCCUACCGCUCAUGCUGAGGUCACUGCAAUAAGAGAGGCCUGCAAAAAGCUUGGGAAGAUUGAACUUUCAGAUUGUGAGAUCUAUGCUUCCUGUGAGCCUUGUCCGAUGUGCUUUGGAGCAAUUCACCUUUCGCGAAUUAAGAGGCUGGUCUAUGGAGCAAAAGCAGAGGCUGCUAUAGCUAUAGGAUUUGAUGAUUUCAUUGCCGAUGCUCUGAGAGGCACCGGAUUCUACCAGAAAGCUCAUAUGGAGAUCAAACAAGCUGAUGGCAGUGGCGCCGAGAUUGCUGAACAAGUAUUCGAGAAGACCAAGGAAAAGUUUCAGAUGUAUUAAAUAUAUAUGCUACAUUGUUUUCUGAAUCGCCCUGCUGUAUGCAAAAUAAUCAACAAACUUUGUGAAUACUGAUUGUCUUCUGUUAAUCAAUUGAUAUUCAAGUGGAUGAGCUUUCAUUUA